Molecule: messenger RNA, 1953 nt
Organism: Torulaspora globosa
Lineage: Eukaryota; Fungi; Ascomycota; Saccharomycetes; Saccharomycetales; Saccharomycetaceae
Gene: ESBP6
Product: Esbp6p
Exons: 1
Coding region: 1-1953 (650 amino acids)
Biological process (GO): transmembrane transport
Molecular function (GO): transmembrane transporter activity
Source: RefSeq, a predicted model, not a curated record
AUGAGUUCGGUUUCGUCCAGUGAGUGUUUGGAGGAUCGAGAGUCGUAUAACAGUCAUGGUCUUGAGAGAGUCACUUCUUUGUACUCACAAUCGAGUUCUACUAGUGAGGAAGUGCCAAGAAGUCGGAGGGCGAGCACAUUAGGAGUUACAACUAUAGCGAAGACGUCUUCCGCCGACAGUCGAGCGUCCAUCAAUGGCCCCGAGUCACUGAAACUGUCGUUAAAGAGAACAAUCACCAAGAUCGUUGAUGCGGUGAAGGACGACAAUGAGCAGACGGACAAGGACAGCAGUGAUCUAAAUAAGGUUUUAGAGUCACGGUUUGACGUCGAAGAUGCCAUAAGGUUGGUAAAUAAUCGGAGUUCUGGGCGGCUUCCCGUCAGGCAAUCGUUCGAUGAAGAAGUAUCUGCUCAAUCUUGGCAUGGCGACACACCAACCCGUGGGAACAAGGAUUUGGAUGACGAUUCAGAUCGUCAAACUGUCGAAAAAGUCUUCACAAACAAAUCCACUGGUGAUUUGGAGCUUCCUCCCGAUGGCGGCUAUGGAUGGGUAGUUACUUUUUGUAUGUGCGUGGUGAUGUUUUCCACAUGGGGUUGUAACUCUGGGUUCGGUGUGUUUCUGGCUUUCUAUUUGAACGAGGAGGUGUUUCCAGGAGCUACAAAGUAUGACUAUGCCCUGAUCGCCGGUCUGACGGUCGCCUUGGGGCAAGGUUGUUCACCAUUUGUUAUGGUUAUUAUGAGGAUCAUUGGGAUAAAAUCUACGAUGCUUUUCGGUACUGCUUUGAUGUUAGCUGGUUUUAUUUUGGCGUCAUUUGCGACUCAAUUGUGGCAGCUUUAUCUGACUCAAGGUGUGAUGAGCGGGGCAUCAAUUUCGUUCAUAUUUGUGCCGGCCACGACAAUGAUCCCAGGAUGGUUCUUGAAGAGAAGAGCAGUUGCCAUGGGAUUAUCAAUGAUGGGCACUGGUGCUGGAGGUGUCGUUUAUGGAUUGGCCGCUAAUAAGAUGAUCUCUCAAGACGGAAACACUAAGACGGCCUUGCGUGUCUUGGCUAUAACCUGUACUGUAAGCGUAUUGGUUGCAAUUGUGUUUUUAAAACAACGAAACCCUGUACCGAGUGUUGGACUAAGAUCGUGGAAGCUUAUUGUUUCGCAAUUCAAGCAGAUUUUCGACAUUAGGGUAGUGAGAAAUCCAUUCGUUUCGUUGGUCGCUUUAUGGUGCAGCCUUGCACUUUUGGGUUACAGUCUAAUGGUGUUCACAUUAUCUUCGUACGCUAUUGCGCGUGGUAUGACAGCUCAUGAGGGUUCCAUUUUAACGGCUGUUCUGAAUGCUGCCCAAGCUAUUGGCAGACCACUGAUGGGCUUGGCAGGUGAUAAAUUCGGCAGAGCUAAUGUAACUAUCGUUUUGACAUUCUUUCUUACUGUACUUUUGUUUGCGUUUUGGAUUCCUGCUCACACUUUUGUACAGUUGCUCAUGUUUUCAAUCUGUGUUGGCAGCUGCGUUGGUGUAGCAAAUGUCAUGAAUACGGUGUUAAUUGCAGAUAACGUGCCGCCACAUCAGUUUUUGACCUCUUGGUCAUUUGUGAAUCUUUCUAGUUCACCACCUCUUUUGGUGUGUGAACUAGUCGCACAGGCGCUAACUGUACCAGGUGAUAAAGACAAUCCAUAUCUGCAUACGCAGAUAUUUGCUGGUUCUUGCUUUUGCGCUGCAUUGAUUUUAGUUCUCAUUUUAAGAGAAUAUGCUAUUCGGUUGAAGCUCAUUGAGAGGCAAAAAGCUACUGACUUGGAACUUGAGGAAUGGAAGCUUGACGGUGAGCAUGAUCCGAGCAAUGAAUUGGACAGCGAUAGGGACCUAGAGGAGGUGCUUGCUACCCUGAACGAAAGGAAAAUCAAAUAUGAUUUAUUACUCGGGUCUGGUAUCAAGAAGUAUCUAUUAAGAAUGGCUUACCCGAUGAAGGUUUAA